AGCUGCCUUCCAAGAAACUGCCGUUUCGUCCACCGAACGCCUUCAAUGGCGGGCGUGCCAUUAGUGCCUUGUCCAGGCGUAUAUAAGCCCGGCGUCUCAGACCAUGUCUUCGUCUCCGCUCAUUUAUUGGAAAAAAAAAAUCAAGGAGAGCGAAAGGAAACUCGAAGAAGGAAAAAACUCGGGCCUUUCGAACGAAGAGCGGAAGGAGAACCCGAUCGAAACCUAAUGCCACCCUUAGAAACCCUCUACAUCUAAUCGCCACUCUUCCCUUUUGGACUGGGUAAGAUUUGGCCCAGAGAAGGAGGAGGAGAUCAUAAUCCAUGGUGGUUCUUGCGUUUAAUAGAAGAAAAAUCUCGCCUUUUUUCUAGCUAGGAUUCCUUGUGUUCCCCCUUAGAGAACGAAGAUGUCUUCCGCCGGCGUUGCUCUCAACCCCAUCCGGGAAGAUGCGGCCCUCUCCCCCAUCCGGUUCGACGGUAGUAGAUCGCCGCAUUGCUCGCCCGAGUCCAUUCUGAUCUACCUCGCCGUCCCGGGUUCUUCGGUGACCCCCAUGCGGGUUCUUGAGUCCGAUUCGAUCACCUCCGUGAAGCUUAGGAUCCAGACAUGUAAAGGCUUUAUGGUAAAGAAGCAGAAGCUGGUGUUUGAUGGCAGGGAGUUGUCUCGUAACAACAGCCUCGUGCGGGACUAUGGAGUCACUGAUGGGAAUGUUCUCCACCUUGUCAUCCGACUCAGCGAUCUCCGUGCCAUUACUGUGAAAACUACCUGUGGGAAGAAAUUUGAAUUCCAAGUCGAGCGGAGCCGGAACAUAGGUUACAUCAAACAGCUGAUUGCUAAGAAGGGUAACGAUUUUUGCAAUCUCGAGAAUCAGAAGCUCAUCUGUGAUGAUGAGGAGCUUAAUGAUCGUCAACUGGUUGAUGACGUUUGUAAAAACAAUGAUGCUGUUAUCCAUUUGCUGAUCCGUAAAUCAGCUAAAAUUAGGGCUAAGCCAGUUAACAAGGAUUUCGAGCUGUCUAUAGUUGCACAUGAUGCAGAGGAUAACAAGGGGGUUGAUAACCUUCAGAUAGUUGCUAGGAAGCCACCAGAUAGAGGUGCUUGGAUUGAGCCAUUGGUCAUUAAUCCCAAAGUUGAAUUGUCUCUGGUGAUCAUAGAUCUGGUUAAAUCUACAUUAGCUGGGUUGGAGAAGGGUAAUGCUCCAGUGUUGUCUUCGGAAGGCUCAGGGGGAGUGUACUUUAUGCAGGAUGUCUCAGGUCACAAAUAUAUUGCUGUUUUUAAGCCAAUUGAUGAAGAACCGAUGGCUGAGAAUAAUCCUCGAGGACUUCCUUUGUCAUCAGAUGGUGAAGGCUUGAAGAGGGGGACACGGGUAGGCGAGGGUGCACUAAGGGAGGUUGCGGCAUACAUCCUUGACCACCCUAUUGGUGGGCACCGCUCCAGUGAGGAAGUUGGCUUUGCUGGUGUUCCUCCAACAGUAAUGGUGCGGUGCUUGUAUGAGAGAUUUAAUCAUCCUAAUGGGCAUGGCUCCAAGAACUACAAGAUUGGAUCCUUGCAGAUGUUUGUGAAGAACUAUGGGAGCUGUGAGGAUAUGGGGCCUCAUGCAUUCCCGGUAGAGGAGGUGCACAAGAUCUGUGUGUUGGAUAUAAGAUUAGCAAAUGCUGAUCGACAUGCUGGCAAUAUACUGUUUUACAAGGAGGGAGAAGAAGGGCAGUUCAUGCUGGUUCCAAUCGAUCAUGGAUACUGCUUGCCUGAGAAUUUUGAAGAUUGUACCUUUGAGUGGCUUUAUUGGCCCCAGGCUCGCCAGCCUUUCAAUUCUGAAACCAUUGACUACAUAAAAUCAUUAGAUGCUGAAGAAGAUAUCGCACUCCUCAGGUUCUAUGGCUGGAAACUGUCUCUUGAGUGCUCUCGCACUCUGCGCAUCUCCACUAUGCUUUUGAAAAAGGGUGCAGAAAGAGGGCUUACACCCUAUGAUAUCGGGAGCAUCUUGUGCAGGGAAACUCUUAAGAAAGAAUCCAAGAUUGAGGAGAUCAUCUGCCAAGCAAAGGAUUCUGUUCUUCCAGGCACCAGUGAAACUGCAUUCCUGGAGUCUGUCUAUGAGAUCAUGGAUCGUCACCUUGAUGAACUCUUCAGAUAAAAUUGCUAUAGGUGUAUGUAUGUGGACAGGUUGUUGCUUGGUGGAUGAUGGAGGUUGUAAGUAUGAUGAUCCUUUUUCCAUUCGUCAAUAACAAGCUCUCGAUAUGAGAGGUUCUUGAAACUUUUGAUUGCAGCUCUUACCAUCUUUCUCGGUUGGUUCAAUCCUGUUGCCUGCUGGAGAGGAUGACCAAGAGCUUUUGAUCCUUUUCAGUAUUCAUAUCGUAUCUAGAUUUUUUUAUUUGCAGAUCAAAUUAAAAGAUAAUUCUUUCAGAAUAAAUUCGAUUCCUUUCUUUCUCUUGAAAAAAAGGGGAAAAAAAA
Messenger RNA from Elaeis guineensis (African oil palm), 2439 nucleotides. Its product is annotated as phosphatidylinositol 4-kinase gamma 4. The record is from RefSeq and is a predicted model, not a curated record. Lineage: Eukaryota; Viridiplantae; Streptophyta; Magnoliopsida; Arecales; Arecaceae. Gene Ontology annotation, molecular function: protein binding.